GCGGCCGCCGUAGCGCGUCGGAUUCGUUGCUGUGGGAAACGACCCGGGACUUGGGAGGGUGGAAAGACGUUUCCCGCCGGCGGGAGCUGCGGUUGUGGCGGCGGGGCUCAGCGCCGCAGCACCAUGGCGGACCAGCUUUACCUGGAAAAUAUAGACGAGUUCGUCACGGACCAGAACAAGAUCGUGACAUACAAAUGGCUGAGCUAUACACUAGGAGUUCAUGUUAACCAGGCUAAACAGAUGCUGUAUGAUUAUGUUGAAAGGAAGCGAAAGGAGAAUUCAGGAGCCCAGCUGCAUGUCACCUAUUUAGUGUCUGGCAGUCUCAUUCAGAAUGGACAUUCUUGCCACAAGGUUGCAGUAGUGAGAGAAGAUAAAUUGGAAGCAGUGAAGUCCAAGCUAGCUGUGACUGCCAGCAUCCAUGUGUACAGCAUCCAGAAAGCCAUGCUAAAGGACAGUGGGCCUCUGUUCAAUACCGACUAUGACAUCCUUAAAAGCAACUUGCAGAACUGCAGCAAGUUUAGUGCCAUACAGUGUGCAGCUGCAGUUCCCAGAGCUCCUGCUGAAUCCUCAUCUUCCGAAAAGUUUGAGCAGUCAGAUCUUCAAGUAUCAAGUGAGACACAAGCCAAUAAUGAGUUGACAACCAAUGGUCAUAGUCCACCUACCUCCAAACAGAUUUUACAGCAGCCCAAGGGAAUAAUGGGAAUGUUUGCCUCUAAAGCUGCUUCUAAAACCCAAGAAGCCAACAAGGAAACCAAAACAGAGGCUAAAGAGGUAUCUUCUGCAGGCAACAAGGCACCAGGGAAAGGGAAUGUGAUGAACAAUUUUUUUGGAAAAGCUGCUAUGAAUAAACUUAAAGUCAAUUUGGAUUCAGAACAAACAGUGAAAGAAGAAAAAAUAGUGGAGCAACCUCCAGUGUCUGUCACUGAACCAAAGCUGGCAGCCCCUACAGGCCUGAAGAAACCCAGCAAAAAAGCAGAGCCUGUUAAGAUGCAGCAGAAGGAAAAAAAAAGGGGGAAGCGAAUGGAGUUAUCUGAUGAUGAGACAAAAGAAACUGAAAGUAUGAAGAAAAAGAGGAGAAGAAUCAAACUUCCUGAGUCUGAUAGCAGUGAAGAUGAAGUCAUACCAGACUCUCCUGGGGAUUAUGAAGCUGAGUCACCAUCCCCACCUCCUCCUGCUUCUCCACCUCCUGAACCAGUGCCUAAGACUGAACCAGAGCCUCCUUCUGUCAAGAGCUCAAAUGGAGAAAAAAGAAAACGAAAACGGGUGCUGAAGUCUAAGACCUUUGUGGAUGAGGAAGGCUGCAUAGUGACUGAAAAAGUCUAUGUGAGUGAAUCCUGCACAGAUAGUGAAGAGGAGCUUAAGAUGAAGACCUCCUCUGUACAUAGACCCUCCGCCAUGAUGGUGAAAAAAGAACCCAAAGAAGAACGAAAGGGCCCAAAGAAAGGGACUGCUGCUCUGGGCAAAGCCAACAGACAAGUAUCCAUUACUGGCUUCUUCCAGAGGAAGUGAACUGCCAUCUCUGUUAGUUCAGAGACGUGGAGUGGUCAAGGGAGAAGACCAAGACAGACAGACUCUCACUUACUGUGUAAGUUCAUCCUGUGCCUCACCUUGCCUGUAUCAAAAGACUUAUUCCAUCCUGUGAGGUUUAUACUGUUUCUGGUUUUUAACCAAAGGGAAAUCACCUGGAAGCAAGAGGCAAAAGAAUAUUUAAGAAGCUGUUGUGUUUUAAGGACAUUUUUUUAAGCACAAUCUUGACCUGUUCUGGAGAAGAAUUCACUCCAAACAUAAAUUGGAACAGGUUUCAGAAUUAUCACUGAAGCCAUUUAGUUGCUAAUUCACUGGUCCCUACCGAAUCCUGUGUCCUGAGCACUUAUGGCUCAAGAAGUAUUCUUCUUUGUUCCUUUGUAUUCUGUGGACUUGUGUGGGUCUUCAUUUAUCCCUGAAUUUUACUGGCUGUGUUUACCACUCUCCCCAUAAUCCCUUCCCUACUACCAUACUUCUAUGUGAAGCCAUUUUCUGUAAGUCUUUUAAAUCUUUGUUGGACUAAAGGCUGAAACAAAAAUCUCCCUAUAAUCCUUUAAUCCUCUCUUCCUCCGUUAUAAAGUACACUGACACCUGGCUACAGACCAGCACAUUGCUUAUGUUCUGCGCCUUUCACAAAAGCUCUCUCGACCUUCACUCGCAAUUAGUAGGUAGGGAAAAGCCUCAGGCAGAGCACAAAUAGAAAUGUAAUGAUGUAUUCAACUCCACCAGAAAUUACUUAGUGUCAGCAUUGACGAUAGUGGAGGCCUUGCCAUGUUGCUGACACAGGGCAUGUUUUACGCUGCUCUUUGUGAUUUUUGUCUCCUCCUCUCUCCCUUUCCCACUGUUAGUACCUAGAGAGUGAAACCCAGGCAAUGAAAUGGAGGCUAAAAAGAGAAAGCCUUUUCUGUAUGCAGGGUACAACAGUUAAGAAAAAGUUCUCCUUCUCAAGGAACCUGAAUGUUCAGAAACAGCAAUUUUCCAGGAAGGUAACAAGGAAGAAAUAAAGCACACAUUUUUAUACAGAUGUUGCUCCUCUGUAUUUUAACCCUCCUAUUUGCCUAAAAGUAUAGGCUGCCCAAGAAAGGUGGAGAGACUGAGUUGUUAGUAGGACUAAACAGCAAGUAACACAUUCUCAUUUGUUGCUUAUGGAAAAUCAUCUAUUCUGUUGAUAACUUUUAAGUGAUUUUCAUGAUAGCUGGACAGUGACCUUGGUGGAUCGAAGUGGUGAGGUAGUAAUCUGGUACAGUGAGCUCUAGGGAAAGAACACAGGCUCAUCUGCUGGCAUGACUCACAACUGACAGACGAGGGAUGUCUGACUUAGCCUGCGUAUGUCAUGAUGCAGUCAGCAUCCAGUAAACCUACUGUUUAAGGUUAGGAUUCUAACUGACCUUGGAUUCAUACGAACAUAUUUAGCAGCCAUCAUCCAGGCCUCUCCAGCCAGGCACCCCAUGGACUUGAUUGAGACCAGAAGUUUGGGAGAUGAGUCCUGGCAUUACAUCUAGGACUUGAGAAGGCAGACGCUUUGUGUCAUAAGCAGAGUAAAGGUUGACGUAUUCCACAGCCCUCUUUCUUUUUAAAAUGUAAAAGGAUGGAAAGCCUGGACUUACCUUUACAAAAAACCUCUGGAGAAUGAUCUUUAAAAAAUUUUUUUAAUGUUUAUUUAUUUUUGAGAGAGAGAGGGAAUGGAUACGCAGAAUCAGAAGCAGGAUCCAGGCUCUGAGCUGUCAGCAUGGAGCCCAGCGCGGGGCUCAAACCCACGAACCGUGAGAUCAUGACCUGAGCCAAAGUCGGACGCUUAUCCAACUGAGCCACCCAGGCGCCCCUGGAGAGUGAUCUUUUAAAUGGUUAUUUUUGUCAUUGCCUCUAGUAAUUUUUCUAAAUAAGAAUUGAAAAAAUUAAAAAAGCAACAAUCUAGUUUUUUGUGUUUUUUUUUUUUUUUAAUUCUGCUGGGCUCUCUAUUGAAACUGAAUUUUGAAUUGGAAAACUCCAGUGGUAGUUGGAGUUCCAUCUUUGAAAGGAUAAUGCAAAUCCUUUGAUCACCACACCCAGUAUGCUGCCUGAACUCAGCUGUCUGCAAGGCUUAGGAGGGAGGGAGUGGUGGCCUUUUUUUUCUUUUUAUACAAAACUCUACCAUGUUAUCCACAUGAGUUAAAUAAAUUUGAGAAGUUGUUUUAAAACAGUGCUUCAAA
Molecule: messenger RNA, 3713 nt
Organism: Acinonyx jubatus (cheetah)
Lineage: Eukaryota; Metazoa; Chordata; Mammalia; Carnivora; Felidae
Gene: POLD3
Product: DNA polymerase delta 3, accessory subunit
Exons: 12
Coding region: 124-1509 (461 amino acids)
Biological process (GO): DNA strand elongation involved in DNA replication; nucleotide-excision repair, DNA gap filling; DNA replication
Cellular component (GO): delta DNA polymerase complex; nucleus
Molecular function (GO): DNA-directed DNA polymerase activity
Source: RefSeq, a predicted model, not a curated record